AUGGACAUUUCUUGUUUAAUAUUUCUUUUAAUUUUCUUGUCGAAAUCAUUAGGGUAUUUAAUAAACAUCGACGCAAAUGAAGAACAGUGUUUUUUCGAUCGAGUCGUUUCUGGGACUAAAAUGGGGCUAAUGUUUGAAGUUGCUGAAGGCGGAUUUCUUGAUAUCGACGUCAAGGUUAUUGGUCCAGAUGGAAAGGAAAUUUAUAAAGGUGAACGAGAAAGUUCUAGCAAAUAUACUUUUGCCGCACAUAUGGAUGGAAUUUACACAUAUUGCUUCGGUAAUCAAAUGUCAACAAUGACUCCUAAAGUCGUUGUCUUUUCGAUGGAAAUAAUCCCACCUGGGCAUCCAGUUGAAGCGGCAUCAGAUAUUGAAAGUAAUAAACUAGAAGAAAUGGUUCGCGAAUUAUCAACUGCUCUUAUGUCCGUUAAACACGAACAGGAAUACAUGGAAAUUCGAGAAAGAGUUCAUCGAACUAUUAAUGAAAGCACAAAUUCACGAGUAGUAUUAUGGGCCAUAUUUGAAGCUGUCAUUCUUGUUUCAAUGACCAUUGGACAAAUUUUUUAUCUUAAACGAUUUUUCGAAGUGCGGCGGGUUGUUUAA
Dracunculus medinensis (Guinea worm) is the source of this 600-nucleotide messenger RNA. NCBI's taxonomy places the organism in Eukaryota, Metazoa, Nematoda, Chromadorea, Rhabditida, Dracunculidae. The record is from the annotation of a GenBank genome assembly.